Molecule: messenger RNA, 1435 nt
Organism: Aspergillus pseudotamarii
Lineage: Eukaryota; Fungi; Ascomycota; Eurotiomycetes; Eurotiales; Aspergillaceae
Product: NADH:flavin oxidoreductase/NADH oxidase
Exons: 1
Coding region: 129-1319 (396 amino acids)
Cellular component (GO): intracellular anatomical structure
Molecular function (GO): FMN binding; NADPH dehydrogenase activity; NADP binding
Source: RefSeq, a predicted model, not a curated record
GCUAUUUCACGCCCCAGCAUCGCCAGUCUCCUGGAUCCCCUGUUACCCUUGAUGCCUCGACACCUACACUCUUCACUCCGCUCAAAAUCCGUGAUGUCACGCUGCGCAACCGCAUAGUCGUGGCUCCUAUGUGUCAAUUCUCAACUGCGCCCGAGGGUCCCUCUAUUGGCGCAUUGACAGACUACCAUAUCGCAACCCUCGGGCAUUUCGCGCUGAAGGGCGCCGCCCUGGUCUUUGUCGAAGCGACAGGUGUCCAGCCAAAUGGCCGAAUUUCACCAUAUUGCCCAGGCCUCUGGGAUGAUGCGCAAAUCCCAGGUCUUAAGCGGGUUUUUGACUUCGUGAAAUCUCAGGGCGCUCUGGCUGGUAUUCAGCUGGCGCAUGCGGGGCGGAAAUCCAGUACAGCGGCACCAUGGGUGGCAGGGAGCACAGAGCAUAGGAAGGCAAGCUUGCGCGUGGGGAAGGAUCAGUAUGGCUGGCCGGACGAUGUUGUUGGGUCGUCUGGGGGAAUUGAGCAGACAUGGGAUGGCCUUGGUCUACAGGAGGCAGGCGGCUACUGGCCGCCCCGAGCUCUUACUCAUGACGAGAUCAAGCAGUUGGUAGGCGACUGGGCUAAGGCAGCGAAGAGGGCUGUGCAAGCGGGUGCAGAUGUUAUUGAGAUCCAUGCGGCGCAUGGAUAUCUUAUCAACGAGUUCUUGAGUCCGGUGUCAAACCAUAGGACAGAUUCUUAUGGGGGUAGCUUUGAAAACCGGGCGCGCUUGUUGCUGGAGAUCAUCGACUCGAUUAGGAAGGAAAUUCCUGCGGAGAUGCCAUUAUUUCUCCGGGUUAGCUCAACUGAAUGGCUGGAAGACACGGAGGUUGGUAAGAAGUACGGCACCUGGACCGUGGAGGAUACGAUCAGGUUGGCAAAACUUCUCCCAGAAGCUGGCGUUGACCUGCUUGACGUGAGCAGUGGCGGCAAUCACCCGACGCAGACAGUCAGCUCGUUCCGAACCAAGGACUACCAGACAAAGAUCGCUGCCCGGAUUCGCAAGGAGUUGAAACAGUCUGGCGUGCAACUCCUGAUUGGUGCCGUUGGCAUGAUCACGGAGGCAGAGCAGGCACGAGACCUUGUUGAGGCAGACAAACUGCUAUCUCAAGAAGCGAAGGACGCUGAAGAUGUGACGGAUGCAAAGGAUGGGAAAGAGCCCUCGGCGGAUCUUCUGUUCAUCGGCAGGCAGUUUUUAAGAGAGCCAGAGUGGGUUCUGCGAGUAGCGUGGAAGCUGGGAGUGGAUGUCGCGUGGCCGAGCCAAUAUCUGAGGGUUCGGUUCCCUCGUCUUUAAGGCAGCACUUGUCGAAUUUCCAGAAUGGAAUUCACUAUAGUAUGAAUGGUUAGCUAUGGACACGCUAUAUAUAGCUAGUGAUAGAUCUCAAGGGAUUGUCAACUACGGUGUUUGUG